Cornus florida is the source of this 2670-nucleotide messenger RNA. Its product is annotated as G-type lectin S-receptor-like serine/threonine-protein kinase At1g11330. The transcript has 7 exons. NCBI's taxonomy places the organism in Eukaryota, Viridiplantae, Streptophyta, Magnoliopsida, Cornales, Cornaceae. Gene Ontology annotation, molecular function: protein serine/threonine kinase activity; ATP binding. The record is from RefSeq and is a predicted model, not a curated record. Bases 63 to 2567 code for a protein of 834 amino acids. Gene Ontology annotation, biological process: recognition of pollen; protein phosphorylation.
UGAAUAGACAACACACCUUCCAUCUUCUUCACCAACAAGAAGCACUAGACUUCAGACUUGCCAUGGAACUUACAAGAUUAAUGACUCUUCUUUCAAUCCCAGUUCACAUAUUUUACUGUUGUUGUACUAUAGUAUUUUGCACAGCCAUAAACACAAUUACAUCAACUCAACCCAUCAAUGACCCUGAAGCUAUAGUCUCCAAUGGAGCCACCUUCAAAUUGGGAUUUUUUAGUCCUGUUAAUUCUACUUACCGGUAUGUAGGUAUCUGGUACAACCAGAUCUCUGUGAAGGCUGUGGUAUGGGUCGCCAAUAGAGAUAAACCUCUUAAUGACUCUUAUGGGACUCUGACAAUAUCCAAGGAUGGCAACCUUGUGGUCUUGGAUAGACAGAAACAGAUUGUUUGGUCAUCAGAUGUUCCAAAUUCUUCGGUGAAUUCAACUGCCCAGCUUUCAGAUUCUGGAAACCUUAUCCUGCGAGAUGAGUCCAAUGGAAACAUAAUAUGGGAGAGUUUUGAUCACCCUUCGGAUUCUAUGUUGCAGGAGAUGAAAAUUAGUAGCAACAGGUUUACAGAUAAGAAGACUCAGCUGAAAAGCCCUUCAGAUCCAUCCACUGGAAAGUUCACUUCUGGCAUCAACCCUCUGAAUAUUCCAGAAAUUUAUAUAUGGAAUGGUAGUCAUCCAUACUGGCGCAGUGGUCCAUGGAAUGGCCAGUCUUUUAUUGGCAUACCUGCAAUGGUUCCUGUAUACAAUAAAAUAUAUGAAUUUGUAGAUGAUAAAAAAGGAAAUGUAAUUUUAAGUUACAAUUAUGUCAAUGAGUCUUCUCUGUCAUACCAUUCCUUGUGUUCUGAUGGAACUCUUGGGAGGAAGGAGAAGAUAAAAGGAAAGGAGACUUGGGAAAAUACGUGCUCGGUGCUAAAUACUGAAUGUGAUAUUUAUGGCAAGUGUGGUCCUUUUGGAAGCUGCAAUGUGAAGGGUUCACCAAUAUGCACCUGUUUACAAGGGUUUGAUCCAAACGAUAAGGAGGAAUGGAGUAGAGGAAAUUGGACCAGUGGAUGUGUAAGGAGGAGACAAUUGCAGUGUGAGAGAAACAACACUGGUGGUGGAAAGGGUAAAGAAGAUGGGUUUCUAAAGCUAAUGACAGUGAAAGUGCCGGCAUUCGCUGAGUUGGUUUUUGAUGCGGAAGACAACUGCAAAAGCCAGUGCUUGAAUAAUUGUUCUUGUAUAGCAUAUGCGUAUUGUAGUGGCAUUGGUUGUAUGCAGUGGAGUGGAGACUUAAUUGACAUACAGAAAUUUUCCUAUGGUGGAGCAGAUCUGUACAUUCGUAUCGCAUAUUCAGAACUUGAGAAAAACAGAAGCACAAAAGUAGUAAUCAAAAUUGCAGUGCUCGUAGGGUCAGUAACCAUUGCAAUCUGUACCUAUUUUUUAUGGAGGAGGAUGGCUAGACCAGGAGGAAGGAAGAAAGAAAGCGAGAUGUCGCUGCCUAAGAAAAGGAAAGUGAAUCCCUAUUGUUUGAAUGAAAGCUUGCAUGGAGACAAUGUAAACAAAAUUAAACUGGAAGAGCUAUCCAUUUUCAGUUUUGAGAUGCUGGAAAUUGCAACAAACAAAUUUGAUGUCGCCAAUAAGCUCGGGCAGGGUGGCUUUGGUCCAGUGUACAAGGGAAAAUUGCAAUCUGGACAAGAAGUAGCUAUUAAACGGCUUUCAAGAUCCUCCGGACAAGGGCAUGAGGAGUUUAUGAAUGAGGUUGUGGUGAUUUCUGAACUCCAGCACCGUAAUCUUGUUAGACUUCUUGGCUGCUGUGUAGAAGGAGAAGAAAAGAUGUUGAUCUAUGAAUACAUGCCAAAUAAAAGCUUAGAUGGAUUUCUUUUUGAUCCAAUCAAGCAAAAACUUCUAGAUUGGAGAAAACGUGCCAACAUUAUUGAAGGGAUUGGCCGUGGCCUUCUUUACCUUCAUAGAGAUUCCAGAUUAAGGAUUAUUCACAGAGAUCUUAAGACGGGCAACGUUCUAUUGGAUGAAGAUUUAAAUCCAAAAAUUUCAGAUUUUGGCAUGGCAAAGAUUUUUGGAGGUAACCAAAAACAAGCCAACACUAGAAGGAUUGUUGGAACCUACGGCUAUAUGGCCCCUGAAUAUGCAAUGCAUGGGAGAUUUUCGAAAAAAUCUGAUAUCUUUAGCUUUGGAGUAUUGUUGUUAGAGAUUGUAAGUGGGCGAAAAAACACUAGCUUUUAUAAGGAUGAGCACUCUUUAACCCUUCUAGGAUUUGCCUGGAAAUUGUGGAAUGAAGAUAGGAUUGAAUUGCUAAUAGAUCCAACAAUUUCUGAUCCAUGCUUUCAAGUUGAGAUCUUGAGAUACGCACAUGUAGGACUGUUGUGCGUGCAAGAUUUCGCAACUAAUAGGCCUACUAUUUCUACUGUUCUAUCAAUGCUUAGUAGUGAAAUUGCUAAUCUUCCAACUCCGACACAACCUGCAUUUACUGAUAUAUUGGGCCUAUCAAAUAAACGAUCUUCUCAACUGACCCGAAGAAGGAGAUUUUCUGCAAACAAUGUAACUCUAACAACCAUUGAUGGCCGUUAGCAUACAAUUCUUGUGAUUUUUUCUCUUACUAUUAUCCCUUAAGAACACUUUUAUUGUAUAUAAAGACUAUAGUUAAGUUCAAAGUUCAAACAUAAUUAUGUUC